AUUCCUAGCUACCGUGUAUGUAACUUUGCAGCCAUGUGAUGCUGAAGCUUCUUGGAAAAAGAAGAGGAUUAUGAACCAUCGCACGUCCAUCGCCACCCCUAUAUAUACCCAUGAAACGUUUGAGAACAAACUCCAUGCCCAAACACACCAGUCGAUGCAUGCAUGCACAAUUGCACACUGACACUGCUACCAAGCAAGCCAGCCACUAACGGCAAUUAACAGCAGCAGCACCGCCACCGCCAGCACCAGUUCCUGAUAUCUCAUCUGUGCAUUGUGUCGAUCAAUUAUUUAAGCUGAAUUUCUUGAUCGUUUGGAGAAGAUGAAGAAGGCCUCCAGGUUCUUGAAGCAGCUCUUCUCCACCGUCGUCGCGACGGUGAAGGCGGGGUCCACGGCGGUCGGCACCAAGGCGGGCUCCCUGACGACACGCCUCAUCGUCCUCCGCAUCAUGCGCAACAAGAAGCUCCUGGUCAGCGCCAUCCAGAGCAAGAUCCACGCCACCAUGGGCGGCGGCGGCGGGGGUGGCAGUCAGGGCGGCCACGGCAAUGCGGUGGCCAGCCACCACGGCGGGAUUAAUGAAGGCGCAGGCCUUGACGCCGGCGGGCACGGCGACAACAACGUGCACCCCCUCACCGGUGGCAGUAGGAAGGCAGCCAUGCUGCAGAGCCUGCCAAGCUUCGUCGUGGAGCAGGAGACGAGGGCCGUCGUGCUGCUUAGCAGCCUGCCGAGCUUCGCAUUGGAGCGGGACGGCGGCGAGGAGGAGGUGGAGGACAGCGACGUUGAACGCGAGAAGCAGGUUGUUGCCAACGCGGCACCGCCGGGGUCGGCGAUCGAGCUGGCGCGCGGCGCGGCGGAGGGCUGCGGCAGAGUGUUCAGGCUGGAGGACGAGAUCGACCGCGUGGCCGACGUGUUCAUCCGGAGGUUCCACGACCAGAUGAAGCUGCAGAAGCUCGAGUCCUUCAAGAGGUUCUGCGAGAUGGUCGAGAGGGGCACCUGAAUAUCAAUCCGUGGUCGCUCCUCGCUACCGAUCAAUUAUUAACUGGUGUUGCGCCGCAUGGUAAUGGUUGCAAUUAGAGCCUGGGGUGUAGUUACUUAGAAUAAAUGACAAGAAAUUGAGUUUGUUUCUUGGAGUGAAGUUGGAGGGUAUUUGAAAGAGAGAGAGAGAGAUGUACACAUGCUCCUUUUUUAGGGAAAAUUGGUGUACUCGAUCAAGCCGUAUAACGGCCAUGAAAAUGCUUGUUCCUAUGUCCCGUUUGGGAUGCGGGUUG
Phragmites australis (common reed) is the source of this 1265-nucleotide messenger RNA. RefSeq lists its product as uncharacterized. The record is from RefSeq and is a predicted model, not a curated record. The transcript has a single exon. NCBI's taxonomy places the organism in Eukaryota, Viridiplantae, Streptophyta, Magnoliopsida, Poales, Poaceae. The coding region runs from base 320 to 994 and encodes 224 amino acids.